AUGGAACAACAUUUUCCUACCAGACCUGUAGAUCGUGAAAAAGCAGAACACGACCUAGCACUCAAUAUAAAAAAAGCCACCAGUCCUGAAGAAACUGCUCCAAAACAAAAACAUGUUCGAAAAUGUAUAGUCUAUACGUGGGAUUACCACACUUCCGAAUCAAUUUGGACCGGACUUAAAGUUCAACCAAUAAUUGCUGACGAAGUACAAACAUUUAAAGCAUUAAUUGCUGUACAUAAAAUAAUCCGAGGCGGUCAUCCGAUUACAUUAAAACAAGCUCAAAAUCAAACACAUUGGCUAGAGACUUGUGCAAGAUCUGUAGUUAGUGGUGCUACUCGAGGUUAUGGAACGCUUAUUCGUGCAUAUGUAGAUUUUUUAAAAACUAAGUUGGGUUAUCAUAAAAUUCAUCCAGAAUUUAAUGGAAAUUUUGAUUAUGAGGAUUAUGUUAGUUUAAAAAAUGUCGAUGAUCCUAAUGAAGGAUAUGAGACAAUAAAUGAUUUGAUGAAUUUGCAAGAUCAAAUUGAUCAAUUUCAAAAAUUGAUUUUUGUACAAUUUCGUCCAUCAUCUAACAAUGAAUGUAGAAUAGCUGCUCUUGUUCCAUUAGUGGAAGAAAGCUAUGGUAUUUAUAAAUUUUUAACCAGCAUGCUUAAAGCUAUGCAUCAGCAUACAGACGCUGUUGACGCCUUAACGCCCCUUCGUACCAGAUAUAAUGCACAACAUUAUGCUUUAUUAAAAUUCUAUUAUGAAUGUUCAAACUUAAAAUAUUUAACCAGUUUAAUUAGUGUGCCAAAAUUACAACAGGAUCCUCCAAGUUUAAUUGAUGGCGGUGCUCCAUCAUCAUUGCCAAAACGUGUACAGUCAAAAUCACCAGCUCCAUCAACAACUUCAGAGCCAGAAACAGUGGCAGAAAUAUUGAAAGAAAAUGAAAGACAGCAGCAUGAAUUGGAAAGACAACGACAUUUGCAAUAUAGAUUAAAUCAAGAACGUGAAAGAUUAGCUAGAGAACAAUUAUUAAGAGAACAAAUGCAAAGACAAGCAGAAGGGAGAGUUGCUGAAUUGGAAAGAGAAUUGUUGAACCUGAGACAACAUAUUGAUCGUGAUAAGAUGAUAAUGGAUCAAUAUGAUAGGAAAGUUAAAGCUUUUGAAAAUGACAUGAAUCAACUUACUUUGAAUGCUCAACAACAAAUUGCUUCCAAGGAUGAUGUAAUAAAAAAUUUACAAGAUCAAAUUAUAAUGUGGAGGAAUAAAUAUGAAUCUUUGGCUAAAUUAUAUUCACAACUUCGACAAGAGCAUCUUGACUUGAUCAAUAAGUUUAAGGUAGCACAACUGAAAGCAAACUCUGCGCAAGAAUCUAUUGACAAGUUGGAGAGAAUGGAAAAAGAUAUGCGUUCGAAGAAUUUAGAAUUGGCAGAUAUGAUCAGAGAAAGAGAUAGAGCAAGACAUGAAUUAGAUAAAUUAAAAAAUUUGGAGAAGGUUAGACGUGAAUUAUCAGAGGCUAACUACAGAUCAGAGGAUGCAAUAAGGAAUCAACGCGAGGAGUUAGAGAGAAUGAAGCGUGAAUUAUCAGAGGCCAAAUAUAAAGCAGAGAACACAUUAAGGGCAAAAGACGAAGAAAUUGCAAUUAUGCAAGCAGCAAUGGAUCAGAGUAUGUUGUUAGUGGCGGACAUGCAAAAGACUUCUAUAGAUCCCGAAAAAUAUCAAAACAAAGUUGAUACUUUAAUGUUGGAUAAUUUGAAGAAUUUAAAUGAAAUUCUUGAUAGUAUAUUCCAAACAUGUAUUCAAAAGAUUGAUGAUGGCUUAUAUGAAUUAGAAUCACCAAUGCAAGUUGGCAAUCAAAAUUGCACACCAGAAUAUACUUUAUCGAUGAUUGAAAAUGGGACAUCGGAAGCAUCGGAAUUUACCUACGCGUUUAUUGAAUUUUUGAAAACAGAUAGAACCAAGAAUCACGCAGAUGUGAUUAAAAACGCAUUAAAUUUUUCUCAAGCAGCUUCGGAUAUUUUGAGAACGGUAAAAGGAAUUACGCGUUACGCUGACGAUGAGGAUGAAUUUGUGGAUGAGAUUGUUAGUGCAGCUAAGGUAGCAGCCGUUGUCUCCCAAAAAUAUUUGUUAAAUGUUCAAUCUUUCAAAAUGGACAGUUUACCAGCUUCCGGAAGGAGCGAAACGGUUUUGAAAUGUGAUAUAGAUGUUCAGGAUUCACUACAAAAAAUUGCUAAAAUAACUGAAGGCCUGUUGAAACAUAAUUUAGAUGUCACAAAGAGAGCAGAUGGUGAGGUGGGUAACCUUGUGGAACAAGAAAUGAUGAAUGCUGCAAAAGUUAUUGAAGCUGCCACAGCUCGCAUUCAAUCUUUGAUGUCACAACCUCGUGACGCUGGUCUUUCUGCGACAGAAUUGAAUGUUCAUGAUGCAAUCCUUGAAUCUUCAUUGGCCAUUACUAAUGCUAUAGCACAUCUUAUAAAAUGCGCGACUGAUUCACAACUAGAAAUUGUAGCACAAGGAAAAGGCAGUAGCAGUCAUGCAGCUUUUUAUAAGAAGCAUAAUAGGUGGACGGAGGGUCUUAUUUCAGCUGCUAAAGCUAUUGCCUUGGCCACAAAUCUUUUAAUAGAAACCGCAGAUGGUGUUAUUCAUAAAACACAUAACCUUGAACAGCUUAUUGUGGCGUCUAAUGAAGUGGCAGCAGCAACCGCACAACUCGUAGCAGCAUCCAGAGUCAAAGCAGAUUUCAUGUCUAAGGCGCAAGAUCGUCUUGAAGCAGCCUCUAAAGCUGUCACAAAUGCUUGCAAAGCACUAGUGAAAGCUGUGAAAGCAAUUGCUGCAAAACAACUCGAAGAAAAGGACCACGCGAUUGAUUAUGCUAGCUUAACACCACAUGAUUACAAAAAACAAGAAAUGGAACAACAAGUUGAAAUUUUGAAACUUGAAAAGGAACUAACUAAUUCCAGAAGGAAGUUGGCAGAAAUGAGGAAAGUUGGAUAUCAUGCUGAAGAAGACUAA
Entrophospora candida is the source of this 2991-nucleotide messenger RNA. The record is from the annotation of a GenBank genome assembly. Lineage: Eukaryota; Fungi; Glomeromycota; Glomeromycetes; Entrophosporales; Entrophosporaceae.